GUUUGGUUUGAAUUUAAAAAUACGUGUUUCACGGUGUAUAUAUUAUUUUUGACAAAAAACGAUCUCAAGGACUAUACAUUAUCCAAGUAUAUAUAAUAUUAUUAUGACAAUAUUGUGUUAUAAAAUUGCAAAGCAAAAUACUAUAGAGAACUUAAAUGUGCAGUGUUUGUACAUAUUUACAUGAUAAUAAUGGUGUAUUUUCUUCAAUAAAAAAUAAAAUUCAAAUUAAUUCAUAUAUAUUUAAUAUGUAUGUUGUGAUUUUUUUUUCUAGUGUUAUUGUCCGAUAUGUGGUUUUUCAAAAGAUAACUCUUACAAUUUCCCAAAUCCAAUGUGUUCCUGUAUGAACACUAUGAACUAUCAAAAUUAUCUGAAUUCGCUUUGUUCUACAAAUUUCCCAUAUCCUUAUUGCAGUGCUCAAAAUACAGAUACAAGUUGUCCGUCGGAAUCGAGGCAACCGACUGGCAACAUCGGUGGUUCAUCUUGUGAUUACGGUAGAUUUUCGUAUGACAUUCAAGUUCCACCUAAUGCUCAACCAUUACCUGCAAAAUUAUCUUAUUCGUAUGUUGCUAACAAUCCAUCAGGACCAUGUCAACAAACAUUAAAAAAUUUCGGUUAUCAGUUGCAAGUACCUGAAGUUCCCAAACGUGUUCCAAACUAUGGAUCUUUUAGUGGAAUUAUUGACAAAACAUACAAAAAGUGCACUCCUUGUCCUUCCAAUUAGACGAGACUGCAUAAACAAUAAUAAUAAAAUAAAUAUAAUUAUAAUUUAUAAUCGUAUAAAUGUAUAAUAAUAAGUACAUUGUACCUAUACAAGUUAUAACAGCAGUGAUUUAGUUACCUAUUUAAAUACUUUUAUUUGUAUUAAACAAUUUUGUUAUAGUUAUAUUGAACUGAAAAAAGAUGAAAAUAAGAAAAAUAACUACUGCUGAAUGAGAGAGAAUCAAUUAAUGCAAUUAAGCUUCAGCCGUUAAUAUAAAUCUUUUUAAAAGUAAAAAAAAAAAAUUGUAAAUAAUAAUAUUAUAUUGUUGUGUUUAAAAGUAUUUAUUAAUAAAGUUAAAUUUUAUUUAGUUAAGUUAAGUUAGUAUUUAUAAAUUAUAUUAUUCUUUUACUAUUCUAGUUUCCUAAUAUAUUGAAUAUAAUAGAUCCAUA
Aphis gossypii (cotton aphid) is the source of this 1149-nucleotide messenger RNA. RefSeq lists its product as uncharacterized. NCBI's taxonomy places the organism in Eukaryota, Metazoa, Arthropoda, Insecta, Hemiptera, Aphididae. The record is from RefSeq and is a predicted model, not a curated record. Bases 329 to 721 code for a protein of 130 amino acids. The transcript is spliced from 3 exons.